This is a messenger RNA of Alternaria alternata, 1962 nucleotides long. Its product is annotated as DUF1793-domain-containing protein. Gene Ontology annotation, biological process: carbohydrate metabolic process. Bases 1 to 1962 code for a protein of 653 amino acids. The transcript has 3 exons. The record is from RefSeq and is a predicted model, not a curated record. NCBI's taxonomy places the organism in Eukaryota, Fungi, Ascomycota, Dothideomycetes, Pleosporales, Pleosporaceae.
AUGGAGGAUAUUUGCCCGGUCAAUGGCCAUCGUUCUGGACGUAACAGUGGACAGACGCUGGGGUGGACUGGUCUAGUUCGAGUCGAUGGGAACACGUUCGUUUGGAUGGGUGCGCCGGACGGCUACAACGAUCUGGCUAAUCAAACGUCAUACGAGUAUACGUCGGCCAGGAGUAUCUUUACCCUUACUGCCGACGACAAGAUUCAACUCAAGGUCACGUUCUUGUCGCCAAUUACUCCCAACGACUACAAGCGUCAAUCACUGAUUUUCUCCUACAUGGACGUCGAGGUUUCGUCCCUCGACAAUUCCGAACAUGAUGUGCAGAUCUACACUGACAUCAGCGCUGAAUGGGUGUCUGGGGAUCUCACUGCAGUAGCUGAAUGGGGCUUUGGUACUACGUCGGAUGGCGUCAACUACCACAAGGUCUGGAAGCAAGACCAACAAGUCUUCAACGAGCACAACGACCAAGCACAAUGGGGUAACUGGUAUUAUUCCACUAAAGCAGUGGAAGGUCUUACACACAAGUCGGGCGCGGACUCUGAAGUCCGCGAUGCCUUUGACAACGACGGAAGACUUGACAAUGCGGAAGACCCAGAGUUCCGACCCAUUAACACCGGCUGGCCUGUGUUUGGAUACGCCCUAGCUAUGGGUUCCGUUGGUUCAGACGUGAAGUCACAGUUAUUCACGAUUGGUCUAUGUCAGGACGACGCCAUUCAGUUUCUGGGUGCGGACGGCCUUGUGAUUCUACCAUCAUUAUGGAGGGAUUAUUUUGGAGAUGAUAUCUCUGCGUUGUCUUUCUUCUACAACGAUUACAACGAGUCUAGCGAACUCUCCACUGAACUCGAUGAUAAGAUUUCGAAGGAUUCCAAGACGAUAGCAGGAGAUGAUUAUGCCGUACUUACCACACUGGCUGCUCGCCAGGCAUUCGGGGCUACUCAACUCGUUGGAACUGAGAAGAAGCACUACUUGUUCCUCAAGGAAAUCUCGUCUAACGGCAAUACUCAGACCAUCGACGUCGUAUAUCCCGCUUCUCCAAUCUUCUUCUAUACCAACCCCGAGUUGGUCAAGUUGAUGCUCGAUCCACACUUUGAGAACCAGGAAAGUGGGCACUACCCAAAGAAAUCCGCUAUCCACGAUUUGGGAACGCACUAUCCCAAUGCUACUGGACAUCCAGACGGUGCUGAUGAGCCUAUGCCACUAGAGGAAUGCGGUAACAAUGUGAUCAUGAUGCUCGCGUACGUUCAGCUAUCCGCCGAUUCCGACUACAUCAAGGAACACUACCCCAUCCUCAAACAGUGGGCUCAAUACCUCGUCGAUGACAGUCUCUACCCAGCCCUGCAGCUGUCCACCGACGAUUUCGCUGGUAAUCUGCCUAAUCAAACCAAUCUCGCACUAAAAGGCAUCAUCGGACUCGAAGCUAUGUCGCAACUAUCGCGCAUCGUCGGCGAAACCGAUGACGCAGAAAAUUAUACCGCCGUAGCCCACGAUUACAUCACCAAAUGGGUAGACCUGGGUAUGAACAAGAACGCCACUCCUCCGCACGCCAUCCUGAAUUACGGCAACGAGGACACCCAUGGCCUGUUGUACAACCUCUACAACGACCGCCUUCUGAAUCUCACUCUCGUUCCCCAGGAGAUCUACGACAGUCAAUCAGCCUUCUACCCGACCAUCAGCGAAAACUAUGGCGUUCCCCUUGAUACACGGCAUGGCUACACCAAGUCUGACUGGGAGGUCUUCUGCGCUGCCAUCGCGAGCCAAGAAACGCGCGACAUGUUCAUUGGGAAACUGGCGAAGUGGGUGCGCGAGACGACCAGUUCGCAUGCUUUUAGCGAUCUUUACGAGGCAGAUGAUGGAAAACAGCCGGAUGGAAUUGAUUUCAAGGCUAGGCCGGUUAUGGGUGGUAUGUUUGCGUUGCUCUUGCUUGAUUGGGAGGGGUAUAGUCCAAGGCAGAAAUUGUUGUAA